AUGACAGCCCUUCCAGAUGACAUGGUUGCCUCCGACCUCACCUCGGCCAUUGUGCUGGCUGGCGUGAGACAUGAGGAGACAAUCGCUGCCUUCGAUGACGGCCCCAAGCGACGGUCGAGAUGGUCGGAGUGCAAAGUAGCAAAAAAGGGCAAGCGAUGGGGCCUGCCUGACGACAAGCCGUACAAACCAUUGAGCUAUGUGGAUUUGCCAAUGGGACUCUCUGAAAAGGAGAUCGACCAGUUUCUCCGAGAACAGCGAUUAGAAGAUCUCCACAGAAAAAUCCAGGCUCACGAGCUUGAAGAUGUAGAUCCUGACAUCCGGCCGCCGUCGCCGCCUCCUGUGUACGACAAGGGCGGCAACCGCCUGAACACGCGGGAUGUCCGAAUCAGGAAAGGCAUGACUGCCGAGUACAACAGACUGAUUCGGUACAUGAUCAAACACGUUGACGGCUACCUGCCGCCUGUUGAUUGGAAACCUGCGAAGUUGAUGAAGAAGAUCAUCAUCCCCAUCGAGAAGUUUCCUCAGGCUCCCUUCAUGGGCGUCAUUAUCGGACCUCGUGGUGUCAACCACAAAAGGCUACAGGACACGACCGGCUGCAAGAUCUUCAUCCGUGGCCGAGAUAUCGGCGACAAGUGGCAAACAGAUGAAGAGGCAGCAAUGCCGCAGCAUGUACACAUUGAGGGUGAGACGGAGGAGCAGCAAAGGGCACGAGUCAUAUGUCCAGCAUGUCUUAGCUUAUUCACAGUACCUUUGCUGGCAAUGCCGUGCCGUGUGGGUGUGGUGGGAGCCGGCCCACUCGUCGGCCGUGCACACUGUCUACUUCUCAAGCGCCUGGCUGCAGACGAUGAUGUAGAGCUGGCCUGCAUCUGUCAGCGGCGUGCAGAUGAUACGGCCCUGGCCGAGCAGCUGCAAGUGCCACUGUACGUUGACGCGAAGGAGAUGGCGUGCCAGGAGGCCCUUGACGGAGUCGUCAUCGCCGCGCCAACUCACCUCCACUUGGCGUUAACGCAGGCCUGCAUCGAAGGCACAAAGCUUCGCAGGGAAGAAGGCCGAGGUGGCACCUUGAAAGCAUUGCUGAUCGAGAAGCCCAUUUGCCACGACCUUCAGAGCGCAGCAGAGCUUCUCAGUGUUACAGACUCGGCGGGUGUGGUGGUCCUCGUUGGCCACCAGCGCCGCCACUCACGGCUUGUGAAGCGAGCGCGUCAGGUGGUUACGGAUCAGGACUUCGGGCCUCUACGUGGUGUGAAUAUGGAGUUCUCAUUGCUGAAACCCGAUUCCUACUUCUGCAAAGACGACCCGGCGCUGGAGUGGCGAAGACGGAAGGGUGUCGGCGGCCCGAUCCUGAUCAACACGAUCCACGACCUGGACCUGAUGCGCUUUAUCACUGGCCACGAAAUCACCAAAGUCUUUGCCAUGACCAGCAGUGCAGCGCGUGGUGAAGAGGUCGAAGACUCCGGUGGCAUCACAGUGACCUUCGACCAUGGCGCUGUAGGCACCCUCUUCUUUACGGAUGCCGCCCCAGCUCCCUGGAGCUAUGAGUUUACCACGGGGGAGAACAAGAAAUACCCGCCGGUGCCGGGCAAUGAUAUGCGGGACUGCUAUCACUUCAUGGGAGCACAGCGUUCUCUGGGCUUUCCGAGCCUACACGACUUCAGCUAUCGUGGCGCAGCCGAGCGUGGCUGGGAUGCCCCACUGACGGUGGAGCAGCCCGUGGUCCAAACGGAGGAUCCGCUCCUUCUGCAGAUGAACCAUUUCGUCCGAGUUUGUCGAGGAGAAGAGAUUCCAGUGUGCAGUGGACGUGAUGCCGUGGAGAGCUUAGCCGUGGUACUCGCGGUGCAGCGGUCGGCAGAGUGCGGACGUGCUGUGGCCCCCAGUGAGUUGCUGGCGGAGGUGAAUAAGGAUGCAGUCAGCGCCUGUCGCCUGGACAGCUCGCUGUUGCCCAUCUCCAAGGAGCCGGCAGCAUGCUCUGCAGAGACUACGACGGCCAGGGCUGGCCGAAAGCGGCUGGAAACGGUGACAGAGUCCGACUUGGCUUCGCCACAGUCUGCCUGA
Messenger RNA from Symbiodinium sp. CCMP2592, 2052 nucleotides. The record is from the annotation of a GenBank genome assembly. NCBI's taxonomy places the organism in Eukaryota, Dinophyceae, Suessiales, Symbiodiniaceae.